Ostertagia ostertagi is the source of this 510-nucleotide messenger RNA. Lineage: Eukaryota; Metazoa; Nematoda; Chromadorea; Rhabditida; Trichostrongylidae. The record is from the annotation of a GenBank genome assembly.
UUGGAUCCGAAAGGCAUCGCUUCUAUUUAUUUCUGCAUCGGAGAUGCGCUACUGGAUUUGGACGGUACACCAAUUCCUUUCAAUGAUAUUGAAUUCGUUCGAGGAUAUACGCAGAAAUUUAACAAGAACAGCCGAUUCACCGUAGUCAUUGAACGUCCCAUCUCAAAAGAGGCACUGUUCAUGUACAACAUGUUGUUUAAACUUAUGCUCCCUCAAGAAUCGGACGUUGAAAUGGGACCGGAUGCUGUGCUCAUUGGGAAGGAGGCAGCAAACAUGCAUCGUAUGGUGUUUCGACGGCUGAAACCGAAAAGUGUGUACGGACCGAGAGCAGCAAAACCAGCUGAUCCGACAGUGAAAACGUUGGAUGUCUCGGAAAAAGCAAAGAAUAUCCGUGUAGCGUCAAGCGCCAUGGAGUUGAAAAUCGCCUCAGACAUCGAUGACGAAGACGAGCUCAAACCCGUGGACAGGAAGAGUCACGCCAAAGAUUUCUCGAUGUUCGACGACUUCUAG